Molecule: messenger RNA, 2254 nt
Organism: Thlaspi arvense
Lineage: Eukaryota; Viridiplantae; Streptophyta; Magnoliopsida; Brassicales; Brassicaceae
Source: the annotation of a GenBank genome assembly
CUCUGACACCAUCACCCAAACCCCAUUCCUCUUCUACUACUUUUCUCUUCUUCUUCCUCUUCCUCUUCCUCAACUUAUCUCAGUUAUUUUACCAUAGUUACUGUGUAUAUGUAUGUAAUCUCAGCUGUACGGACGAAUGUGUUUUCUUUCUGAAGCUCUCUGAAUAUACUGUAUUCCGUAUCGUCCUCUUCUCUGGAACUAGCUUCUCAAAUUGAGGGACCAGGUGGUUGGUAUAUUUAAUAUCACCUGAUUAAGAAGGAAACACUGGUUUUUUUAGCAAUAAAGAAGGAAAACAAAAAUUAGAUUUUGUUUUCUCUAAAGGAACUUCAAAAGAAGAGAAGAAGUUAGGAUGAUGCUGAUGAGAAGAAGAUUGGCUUGCUGCAGCAGAGAGAGGGAGAUUAGCAUGGAUUUCGAUGAGCAAGAUAGAAUGAUUACAUACGACGGCUUGGAAACCUGUAUUAUCAACAAUCAAUCAUAUGAAGAAGAAAGUGGAACAAGUCGAGGAGAUGGAUGCCUUACAGAUUCGUUGGACGAUGAUGCGUUUUCAAGCUGUUCAUCAAGCAAAGACGCAUCAAGCUCUUUCUCUUCGAAAUGGUUACCGACGAAGAACGAUGAACACAGCUGCGAUGAUUCGAGCUUAUCUGGAAGGUCAAAACAUUUCGAUGCUAAGGAGAAACCAGGCUACGUCUACUGCCAUUUGGAUGUUGAAGCCAUGAAGGAGAAGUUUUCUAAGCUUUUGCUCGGAGAAGAUGUCACAGGGGGAUGCAAGGGUAUACAAGUAGCUUUGGCUUUGUCAAAUGCUGUCACACAUCUUGCUAACUCGAUAUUUGGCGAGCUGUGGAAGUUAGAACCAUUGUGCGAGGAGAAGAAACAGAAAUGGAGAAGAGAAAUGGAUUGGCUACUUUCUCCAACUAACUACAUGAUUGAGUUAGUCCCUUCUAAGCAAAAUGAUGCUAAUGGAAGAUCACUUGAGAUAAUGACUCCGAAAGCUCGUGCAGAUAUUCAUAUGAAUCUCCCAGCUCUACAGAAACUGGACUCUAUGCUUAUUGAGACACUGGACUCAAUGGUGAACACAGAGUUUUGGUAUUCAGAAACUGGUAGUAGAGCUGAAGGGACGAACAAGACUACAAGCGAGAGCAAGAGAUGGUGGCUUCCAUCGCCACAAGUGCCUAAACCUGGCCUCUCUAACUCAGGAAGGAAGAAACUGCUCGACAUAGGAAAAGUUGUUUAUCAAGUCUUCAAAGCUACAAAAGCCAUUAACGAAAACGUUCUUCUUGAAAUGCCAGUUCCUGCCAUUAUCAAAGAAGCAAUACCCAAAUUUGGAAAGAACAGCCUCGGUGAUGAACUGUACAAGAUGUUGGCUGAUGAAUCCGCAACAGUAGAUGAAAUCUUCAUAUCUCUGAAGCUGGGGACAGAACAUUCUGCGCUAGAGACAGUUAACAAGCUAGAAGCUGCUAUGUUCGCGUGGAAGGAAAAGAUUACAGAGCAAGCAAGCAACAGUAGAUCCCCUGUAAGAACACCGUGGUCAUUUUCUAAAGAUCCAUUGUCUGAAAUUGGUCGAAACGAGCCGCUCUUGAACCGAGCUGAAGCGCUUAGAAACCAGAUCAAAUCCAAAUACCCUAAUCUCCCUCAGUCGUUUAUCGAUGCCACGAAGAUUCAGUACGGCAAGGACAUUGGUCAUGCGGUUCUUGAGGCAUAUUCAAGAACACUGGCGAAUCUGGCGUUCAGGAUUCUUUCAAGAAUGGGAGAAAUCUUGAAAGAAGAUUCUUUAAGUAACCCUAACUCUCCUGCGCCGCCGAGUUGCUUCCCUAGCUCACGUGAUCUUUAUAGAACACCUGAGAGGCCUUUGCUUUCGUCACGUGUAAGGCAUUCUCUCACAGAUGACAUGAACAAAGCCGAUGGGACGGAGACCGGUUUAGAGUUUUUGUUCGCAGAUGGUAAGGCCGGUUCGGUGAAUACAACUCCAAGUAGAAGCAGUAGAUUGUGGUGUAUGAGUAAUAAAGUGCCGCCUGAUGGUUCUCCUUGAUUUAGAGGGCUUUGCUUAGUUCGAUUUCGAUGCGUGCCACCUGAAGCUUCUCCUUUGUUAUUUAUUUUAGAGGGUUUUAAAUUAUGGAGCCUGAGUUAUUGUAAAUGUAUCAUCAACGUGCACUUAAAGUCUGAAUGACUACAUGCAAUUUUGUUCAUAACUUUCACGAUGAUCAAAGAUGUGUUUAUUCAGAAUUUUUUUUAGUACUUCAGCAAACAAGCUUUACAA